AUGUCCCAACCAAAACGAGAUAGCACGUGGAGUUGGUUGGUACUGUUUUGUGUUUUGUGCUGCCAAAUAGUUCUCGGUGGAAUAUGCUUAUCGGGUAUACUAUUUCUUGUUAUAUUCACAGACGUGAUAGACGUCAGUCCGGCGGAAGCAGCAUGGCUCUGCUCACUUCCAGUUACUAUAUGGUUUAUUUCCUCACCAAUCGGUAGUCUUCUAACCAACCGAUACGGUUUCCGUGUAUGUUCAUUUGUAGGUGGUAUCCUGGCAGCUGGCGGACUUUCAUUGAGCUAUUUUGCUACAAGCUCAAAGCUCCUUUUCCUUUCCUUUCGACUUGGACUUGGCAUAAAUUACAACGGGUGUAUGUCAGCAAUUAAUGUAUACUUCGAUACCUACAAGACCCUAGCUACCGGCAUUUCUUCAGUUGGCCACAAUCUUGGUCUUAUAAUAUUUGCUGAUAUCAUUGUUUCAUUGGAGGAGAGUUUCGGGGCCUUAAUUAACGCAAUAAUUCACAAAAUUGUCGGAUUUAGCAGAUUUCCGGAUGGAGUCGGAAUGUCACUACCCUUUAAGGCAACUGGAAAUCUCAUUGGUGGACCAAUGGCAGGUGUUUUGCUGACUAUGACGGGAAGUUAUGCAUUUUCCUUUUAUCUGGCUGGUGUUACUAUGGUUUUAGCAGCGUGUCUGAUGGUACAUCCUAUCAUGCACAUAAGGCAACGAGAAAAGAAUCAUCAAGCCAGUAAUAGUUAUCUUGUCAGUGAAAAGGACGUGGAAAUAUCUGAAACAGGAACAUUUAUUGGAACCCAAAAACCUAUAAGAGAAAUGGAAUACGAAAGACAGCUUAAUAUAGAAUCGAAAUUGAUAGACAUGGACAUGGCCGAUAGAACAUUUGAAGUGAUCCCAGAGUUAGAAAAUCAUUACGAACAGUGCCCUCAUUUAUAA
Messenger RNA from Mercenaria mercenaria, 933 nucleotides. Its product is annotated as monocarboxylate transporter 13-like. Gene Ontology annotation, molecular function: monocarboxylic acid transmembrane transporter activity. Lineage: Eukaryota; Metazoa; Mollusca; Bivalvia; Venerida; Veneridae. The record is from RefSeq and is a predicted model, not a curated record. Bases 1 to 933 code for a protein of 310 amino acids. The transcript is spliced from 5 exons. Gene Ontology annotation, biological process: monocarboxylic acid transport.